Messenger RNA from Pocillopora meandrina, 19836 nucleotides. The record is from the annotation of a GenBank genome assembly. NCBI's taxonomy places the organism in Eukaryota, Metazoa, Cnidaria, Anthozoa, Scleractinia, Pocilloporidae.
AUGGCGGCCGUCGCUAUAGAGAGCCGUCUGCAUUUACAACAUCUGUUCAAAGACAUAUCUCCGAAGUUUGACCGCCUAGAGUCGGAAAAUGUUGUGCAAUCUUUGAAAAAUAAUUAUGGAGGCAAAUUUAAUUCGCUAAGAAGUCAAGAUUUAUUGCAAUGUUUACAACUUCUUGCGAAGCAUGGCUAUGUGUCUGGAGGCAAAGUGAAAUUAAUCGAAGACUACGUUGCUCCGAAAUCGAGCAAAGAAGAACUGAUCAAAGAAGCUAUAAGGAAGUUCAAGGCCUCUCGUCCAGCUGUUAAAGAGGAGGAAUUUCAAGGGCGGGACGAUGACAUUAAGGAGAUCACCGAAAAACUGGAGUCAAAAGAGGUCCCAGUUUUAAACUUGUUUGGGUCUUCCGGUGUUGGAAAGACAAGACUCGCCAACGAAGUUUGCUCACAGUGGCGAGGAAAUUAUCGAGUCUUUGAUCUUAGAGAAGUUAAGAGUAUAAAAGCGAUGUAUUACCACAUCCUUAGUUCCCUUGACCUUUCUGUUCCAGUCGGUUUCGUGAACCUGAACUAUGUUGUAAAAAAAGUUCACGAUAAGAUCAAAGAUUUGAAAAGUGGGGGGCAUUCCGUUCUGUUCUUGCUCGAUAAUGUGGACCGGUUUGCCACAGGACAAGAAAUGGAUAGGAAGAGCCUAAAAAAAGACUUUGUACAGUUCCUCGAACAACUUUUCGAACUUGAUGGCAAAGGAGAAAGAUGUGCAUUAAAGCUGCUGUUCACAUCGAGGAUUGAGUUCACAAAUGCCAAACUGGUGGAUAAUUUUAAAGUGAAGUCUCUAAAAACGUCAUCUUCAGAGAAAAUUCUUUUUCCUGCGGGAUCAACUGGUGUUCAAGUCCACCAGAAAGAUAAUCUAAUCGGCAUCUCCAAAGGAUUCCCAAUUGUUCUCAAAGGAAUGGGUGCUAUUUUGCGCCAGGAAAGAAAAUCUGCCGAUGACCUUAUUGCUGAAGUUGCUGCUACUCCGAAGAAAUCAAAAGUGCACGAGGAUGCUGAACAAAUGUCAGUUAGUUUUGAAGAAGAAGGAGUUGAUGCAGGUCAGAUAUCUGUAAUUAGAGAAAUGUUUGCUACACUUCCAAGUGACCGUUUAAAAGUGACUGCAGUUGUAAUUUCCUUGUUUCAUGGGCCAUUCUCUGUGGCAACAGCUUCCGAAGUUCUCGGUAUUGACCAAUCAGAGGCUCUUGCACAGCUAGAGGGUCUUGUGGCCAGUGCAAUAAUUUCUGUAGUCGAUGAAGAAGCAAAAGAGAGGAAAUAUGACAUUCAUCCACUCUUACAAAAGUAUGCUGACAGUAUCAAGAGUGACGAACACUUUUCCGCAGCCUACAUGAAAGCAAAGGGACGCUAUUACGAACUCUUUAUGUCCAGGAUGAAGAAAAUAGCGAAACUUAUAGAUCCCGAGUAUGUCAAAGCAUUUCAUUUGUUUGACACUGACAGGGCAAAUUAUGAGUUUGUUCUUGAGAUCUCCUUACAACCAGAAUAUUUCAAAGUUCCAGGUGAAUUUCAUGAGAAUGCUUUGAUUGCAUCACUUUUCAUAGCAAUGCUGACUGAACGCAAAGUAGUUACCCUGUUUCAUUCCUGGGCUGAGAUGUGUGAAGAUGAUGGAAAAUCAGGUAAGGGUCAUAAUGGAUCUGACUGUCCUAAUGCUUGUCUUUUGUGUCAUAUUUAAUUGGAAGAAAUUGAAUAAUGAUUCUCAUAUUGUCUAGGAGACAUUUUGUCAAGAGUCAUAUCAGUAGCUCAUAGACAUGGGUAAAAUUAACAAUUGGAAGAAUAUUUCCACUCCUAAAAGUGGAAUUAAGUAUUUCAGCUUUAAUAAUAAUGCAACAAUUCAUAAUCAUGUUCUGCUGACAGAUAUGAUUCAUGUUUUAACCUUUAACUCCCAAGAUCUGAUGUUUAAUUCUCCCCUUUAGCUGCUAAAUAUUUCCUUGUGAAUUAGUUAUGAGAACUUAGUGCUAGAUCAAGAUAGCAGCUUCUACCUGUUAGGUUUGAAUAUUCUCAUUACCUGUUUCCUGAAUAUUGUAUGGAUAUUAUAGGGAGAAGUUUCAUGUUAAUCACUUGUGAGGAUUAAAGGGUUUACCUUUUACACCCUAACAUCAGUAUGUAUAUUCUCCAUACUGUUCUCUUAAUAUUUUCUAAGAUCCUGAGGAGGAGAAUUUUUUACAAUCAAGAGCUUCUUUAGCCAGGGAAACACAAGUGUGAUGCUUUAGGGGAAAAUUAGAUGUUAGUCACUCAUAGGGAAAAAUGAGUUAAUUUAUUUGUUGCACUUAAAUGCAGCUGUUGAAAAGUAGAGUUGCCAUGACAAUUGGUUCCAUUGGGCUAGAUACAUACAAACAUAUAAUUUGCUUGAAAGCAUAGACCCUUUAACUCCCAAGAUCUUAUUAGUAAUUCUCAUUACUGUCUGCUAUAUAAUUCUUGUGAUGUUAUAGUUCAGAGAAUUUGGCACUGGAUCAACUAAUAAUCCCCUAAUUGAAAUAGUUCUUUAUUCUCAUUGCUUGUCUCCUUGAUAUUGUCUUGAUAUUGUAAGGAGAAAUUCUGUCUUCGUCACUCAUGGUAGUUAAUGGGUUAUGUUAAAGCCUAGUCCUUCCUUUUACCAGUACAUCCUGUUACCUCAUAACAAAAUAAAAUAAUUUAUAGAUUCAAUUUUUCAAAAACUAAAAAAAAGUAGAGUUGUGAUGACAAUUGGUCCUGUCAUUUUAGAUAUUUGUUAUCUGCUUUAAAGCAUCAAGUUAAAGACUAGUCCAUCCUUUAGCUAGUAAAUCCUCUUACCUCAUAACUAUAAACCAAAUAAUUUAGAUUCAAUGGUCAAAAAAAUAAAAAAAUAAUAAAACUCAUAGUAACUUAAAAUGUUUAUCCUUCUGAGAGAGCUGACACUAAAAGUAAAAUUUUUUUUACUUAUAUUUCUUGAACAACUUAAAUGUGAAUGUAAUGCAUCUUGCAGUGUCAGAGAUUGGAAUGAAUGGGUAGAUUUUGUGUUUCUAAGUUGCUGAAGUUGUAAAGACUUGAAGAGUACACUCAUCUGCCCCAUUUGAGUUAAAAGUUAAAACUUCUGACUACCAUUUAAAUUAAGCAUUCAUUGUGGUACUAUGUGCUUAUCGGAAGUGGAAUGUUUUUAUUCCAGAGUUAUAAAAUUUAUUUUAAAAUUUUGGUUACAAUUCAUCUAUUUUAGUGCUUAUAAAACUUCAAGCUUAUAACCAGUACCAUAGCUGUUAACACAUGAAAGACAGGAGGCAGCACCGAGGUGAAGUGGUCAAACUGGUGGACUUAAUGUAAAGUGAUGGUAUCAGAUUAAAGUAUGAUAUCUGCUACUUACCAGAUUUGUUAUUGAAAUCUGUUCUAAAAGGGCAACCAGAUUACUUCUCACCAGCUGGGAAUUCAUAUCACUUUAUGUUCAUUUGGUAUUCCUUUUGUAACAAUUUGAUUUUUUUUCUCUUUUUUUGCUUUCUAUUGUUUUUCUAAUUCCAAUAUUAUGGUCAUUAGUGUCUGAACAUUUAUAAUAUGUUAAUUAUCCGAACUAUUUACAACACUAUGUAUAGUUUAGACAGAGAUAGCAUGCUGCCAAUGACAAAAUCAUUUGUUUAGAAUUAGAAGUAUCUAAGAUGCAAUUGGACUCAUAAAGCAAAGGCAAACACAAGAAACAAACAAAAAACGUAAAUGAUACAUUUACCCUUUAACUCUCAGUAAUGGUAAACAUGUAACUUCUCCCCAUAAUAUCAAUACAUGUUCAAGCAUACAGGUAAUAAGACUACAAAAACUUAUCAGAUAAAAGUUAUCUUGUCAGCUAACAACAAAUUCUCAUGACUAAUUUGGAAGGAGAUGUUUAUAUUAGUACCUAAAGAAGAUAAUUAACAAUCAAAACUUGGGAGUUAAAGUUGUUUAACAAACAAAUUAAAAGUAAUAGCCAUGAUCUAGAGAAAUUUUCCAUGAGUGUGGAGGGCAAUUCUGGAUUGUUUUAAUUUUGCUUACUUUACUCUGUGAUCGGUCCAGAAAUCUUGCAGCUGCAUAAGUUUCUUGCACCUGCACUUUCUAAACCAAUCAGAUGCAAAAGCUAAACCAAUCACAACUUGGUUGCUUCCAUUAUCCCGCACUUUAGGUGUUUGGUUGGUUUUAGUUUAGUUGGCUUUCAAAGGUGUUUGCCUUUCUCCUAACUGGCCAUGGUAAUUACCUUGGUUUUGGGUUUAAAACAUUCAAUUGAAAAAUGCUCUAAUCAUUAAGAAUGAAUGCAAUUCUCAAUAAGAUUUUUAUGUAAUAGGUUCUCUUGGUAGAACACAGCUUAAGUGCUGGGAAGCCUUGCAAGUUGCAGACAUUCAUGGAACAGAGAAAGGAUUUGAAGUACUGAAGGAUGCUUUGGGUUCAAUGGAGAAAGUUGAAGAUCAAUCCACUGACAUUUUCAAGCUCACUAAAGCCCUUUACUUGCACACUGAAGGUGAAAUCCUUUGGAGAAACAUUGAUUACAAGAAAGCUCUUGAAAGCUUGCAGUUGUCCUUGACAUUCUCAGAGGAGCUGCUAAAAGAGCAUACAGAUUUGGCAAGGUGCUACAAUGCUGUUGGAAAUUGUUACUCCCGCCUUAACCAGCCAAUGGAAGCACUUGAGUUCUAUGAAAAAGCUUACAACAUGCAAAAGAAAUUGGCUGGUUCUGAGUAUCAUGUUGAUAUGCCAAUGUACAAGCACCAAAUUGGCACAGCAUAUGAGGGUCUCCAAAAGUAUGACAAGGCGGUUGAAUAUUACAGAGAUGCAUUGAGACUUCUGGAAGAACUCAAUCUUUCAGGUUUAGGCGAUGAAGCGCACUUUUGCAGAGAAAUUGCCAAUGCCCUUCUGUGGCAGGGGAAAUAUUCAGAAGCAGCUGAACCUGCAAUGCGUGCUUACAACAUUAGGAAGAAACUUCUCAAAAAUCACCCACUUACUGUGCGCAGCAUUUUCCAACGAGCUAUCCUUCAGCACUGCUUGCGAGAUUAUGAGGGAGCCUUGAAACUUUACCUCGAAGCAUGGGAGAUGGAGAAGUCACUUGAUGUUGGCAACCACAGUGAGGUGUGGCAAAAAAUUAUCACUGGUGUGGAGGACAUGUGUGACUUUUUGAAGAAUGGAGAAAAGAAACAAACAUUUAGAAAAGAUGCUUUGAAGUUUUGUAAACAGUUUUGGAUAGAAAAGAAAAAGUCUCCACGAUUUGCUUUUAUUGAUUCUAACAAGGACAUUAUUGAUACCUUGAUGGAUCUUGUCAGUGAUGAGAAUGACAAGUAUGAAUUGCAAAAAGAACAGCUUUGGUUCUAUGAGGGUAUGUACAAUGCCACCAAGGAAGAACUUCAAAAGGACUGUGACCUGGAAACUGAAAGUGAUACACUUCACUACAUGUUGGAAGAAAUGACCAAGCUUCUCAACCAAAUGAUACACCUUUGUCAUCAACUUCAGGAUAACAAACGGGAGGAACUAUACACAAAUGAAUUACAGGUGUGAUGGUUUUAACUUACAUUGUUUCUUUAAGAACUACCAUACUGAUUACAAGUUUAUUUUUGCAGCAUAUUUGAUCCAUCUCCUAUCACAAAAAUUACCUGCAUACUCUACUAAAAGUUUCUUUCGCAGUCACUUGUAGUCUGCAACAAGAAGCUUUAUUGCCAAUUUAUCAAGUGGUAACAACAACAGCUUGUUAUAAGCUCCCCUUACAUGUAUGUACAAAUGCUAAACAUUGUAUAACAUUUCAUACGAUUUCAUGAUAUCCUAUCUUUAAAUCAGCUUGCAUUCAAUUUGUUAACUAAGUGCAUGACUUAUGGUAUACGUAACAUGGUAAACAAUAGAACAUUACAGAAUUUUCCAGAUCAUAUUCUACAUUAUCUACACUGACACAGUAUUAAUACAUUAACCCUUUAACUCCUAUGAGUGACCAAGACAGAAUUUCUCCUUACAAUAUCAAUACUAUAUCAACCAGGUAAGAGAUGAGAACAAAGAAAAAUAUCAAUUUGGGGAUAAUUAAAUGAUCCAAUAUUAAAUUCUCUGAACUAACAUUAUAUGAACUGUGUGGUUGACAAUAAGGAGAAUUACAAAUUUGAUCUGGGAGUUAAAGGGUAACCCUUUAACUCCCAUGAGUGACCAAGACAGAAUUUUACCUUACAAUAUCUACACAAUAUCAGGGAGACAAGUGAUGAGAAUAGAAAAAAUUAUUGAUUAGGGGAUUAUUAGUUGAUCCAAUACCAAAUUCUCCAAACUAACAUCACAAGAGCUAAAUGGCAGACAUUAAGGAGAAUUAUGAAAGAGAUCUUGGGAGUUAAAGGGUUAACCUUUCAUCAUGACAAAGUAGGAAAACCACAAAGUAACUUAGCUUUUUUAGAUCAGUUACAAUGUGAUAACCAAAGACUUUUCAGUAACAUUAAUUUCAGUGCUUCAACAUAAAAUGACAUCAGCAUGGGCAAUUUAAGCACCACAUGAAGUCAAGGUCAUUGCAAAAAAAAUUACUGGUAAAUUAACUGAUAAUUGAUUGCAUUCACACCCACUAUAAACCUCUUAUAAAAAAUUAUAAUUGUAUGAACACUUCUUUCAAAAAAAAAAAAAAACACUUGAACCUAUUUUUCAUAGCCACGAAAACAGCGAUUUUCAUGAUAUGUUCUGAGGUCAUGAGGUCUCAGAAUGACAUGAUUUGAUUUUCUUUGACAACAAAUAUUUGUUAGAGUCCCAUCAUUUGUGAUUGGAUAUGUAGAAUCCACUGGCACUCCUAUCUUUGCAGUGUCAAUAUCAUCUUGUUCAUGUAGUUAUACUACAUUUAAAUGUAUAUGAAUAUUUAUAAAGGUAAUUGAACUGAGUGGAGUGUAAUUUGGUCUGAAACCAUACAAAAUUGAAUGAGUGCACAGCACAAGUUUGAUUAAAUUUUGGAAUCAAAAGUAGGAUUUCAGAACAAAAUUCUACAACACAUAGUUCAAAUACCACUUCUCUCAAUAUAUUUUUUUGAGUCUGUGCUGAUUUGUAAAAAGUUGUUGUCACUCAUUUUCCUGCAAUAUGAUUGACCUUUUUUAAAUCAAGCCUUGAAACUUGGUUGGUUAAUGUGUUUUAGUAAGGCUGUCUCACUGGCUAAGAAAAAGAUGCGAUUUAGAGCAUAAAAUAGUGCAAUAUGUGAAUAAAUCACACCAGUGACAGCCAAUCAAAUUGCACAGAUCACAAGUGAUUUCAAAAUGGAUGUAAUAAAUAUGUAUAUCCUAUUCAUUUUGUUGUAUAUUGUUAUAUAAACAAUAGCCUCUAUUCUGACUGAAAAUAUGCAAGGAUACUUGUCUACAGACAUUACCUGUUCUGGGAUGUAAACAGUUCUGAAAGAAUGAAGCUUGAGGAAAACUGUGAGCUCUGAGGAACAAUGAGGUCCAAGGACAAAUAUACAAGUAUAUUUUCAUGCCAAAUGGAGGCUAUCAUCUUUAUUACUCUUCAAAUAUUUUUGCAAUGUAUGGAUAAAAUUUUUGUGAACAAUUUACUGUUUGGGGAUGUUUAAUUUUCAGUGUCCUAAGGUAUGACUUGGUAAACAAACAAACAUGUCCCUUCUCUCAUCUCCAAUCAAAUUUUAAACGAAUCCUUGAGAUGCAAUUAAGCCAAUUGUGCGCAGGCAGAAACAUUUGAUAGAUUAUAUUAACUGACACAACACUAACCACGAAAGUUACCUACUUUGUGUUUAUACCAUACUUUGAAUUUUUCAGGCUGUAAAAGAUGGGAGAGUUCCAGAGAUGACAUCACACUCAAAAGGUACUAAACCUUACAGUUGUUUGACAUAUUUCAAUGCUUUUAACCAAUAUGUAAAGGUACAUUAAUUGUUUCUAGGUCUAAAUCUUUUCUAGCUAGAAUACUAGUAUACAUGUACAAUCCAAAUUGAAGUUAUGUAGAGCUGAAGAGGAUUUCAUAGCUACAUGUGUAUACAGAUCACAAUAAGUAAUCAAAAGGGUUGAACUGCGGCUACUUUUCGCUUAAACUUUUGUCGAACAAUUUUGAAAGUAUCAAAAAAAUACAAUUUUUGCAUUAUUACUCAUUACACAAGUUGUGUAAGAAAUUUCUAUCCACGCUUUUCCAGCCGAUGGAAUUUUCCGCACGGCUUCUCGUUUCACAAAUUAGACUUUCAUUUCGCAAAUUACAGAUUCCUCAUAUAAAAAAUUACAGAUUUCCAUUUCAAAGAUUUCCGAAUUUUUCAAAAUAACAUAUUUCCAAUCUGCUUCGUUUCGUUUCGUUUCGCAAGUUACAGUAAGCCCAAUGCAACACUUAAACGUAACGUAACGAAACAAAUAGUUCCAAUCAUAAUUUUAAGGGAUAACUGUGUUCAUGUGAUAAUUAUUCAUAACACUUAUUGGGCAAGAGUAAUACAAAUGACUGCUGUCUGGUACCAGGUCUCGAAGCCAUUCUUAUUCCGCCACGUUUUAGCUUUCAUUUCGAAGGUCGUCUGUUUAUGUUUUAGGAUGAUUUGUUUCCUUCGAGCCCACAUCUUAAUUGUUUUCACUGGUAUGCUUAGUCCUAGAUUUCAUACAUACAUUCCGUAGUACAUGUUUGGCCCGAAAUUAGCAGUCAUCCCCUCUAAAGUCCUCCGCUACUAAUCCUCACAAUUGUCUUGCAGUCCGCCAUAUUUAAUAAAAUGUUUACUCUCCCCAGACUCCUCAGCGGCAUCAGUACUCGUUACCACGCUUCGCGUGGUAAAUAGGUGUUGAUUCAACUUUUUUUGGCAAAAAAAUCAGAAUUAUAAUUCAGUGAAACCGAUGACUUUAGAGUAAGAUAACAAACAAAAAGUGGUUGGGUUAAAAUACCACAUUUGAUGUCUUCUGAGAUCUGAGUUAUUUCUCAAAACUUCUGAUUAAGUAUUAAUGGUUUCGAUUAUAUCUAUAGCAAGGCACUUUCUUUCAAAAAUUUUCCAAAAGGUCUUAUUUACAAUCGGAACGAAAACCGAACCAGAGUGCCUUCAAUCAACAUAGCUUCAUACAUUCAAUAUGCAAUUUGGAGUUUAUGAUCUCUUCAUGUAGCAUGCGCGCUGAAAGCUUGUGUUUUAAAAGUGUUCGCUAUAUCUAAGCGUUGAAGAGCUUGCUAUUAAUUUUGAUGUUUUUGUAAGCUCCUAUUGAAACAGAGGCAAUAAAAGCAGUUUAGAUAAAAAAACGCGUUUCCUGCGUUGAAAUUGAAGUACCCUUCAAGAGAAACGCAUUGCGUGAGGCGUCGUUUUCUUUGCCACGAUUUCUCUUAAUUUUCCUUCAUGUUUCCUGCUCAUCCAUUAAAUUGUUCAGUUGUUAAUAUUGUUGUCCUUGCGGAUUGUAAAUUUUCUUUCAGGCGCCUUGAUUGGUCUCUCGCGCUUUUUGAGGGUUGUAUUGAAAAUCAUUUACUUGAUCACAAAAUCGAUCAUAAAUUUACUCUUUUCGCAGUUAAACCUUGCUGAUAGUUACUUCAUAAAAGCAAUAUAACACAUUUUCCUGCGUUGUAUAACAUGAUAAACCCGCUUGGAAGAUAUUGGAAGAACAUUUGAGAAGCUUAGCCCUCGUCAGAGUAAAUCGCUCUGACAGAGGCUGAAGCCAGCUCCAGAAUCCCACUACGGUGGCCACUUUACAUUAUCAGUUCGGUUGAUGACACCAAACUAUCCUAUGUUCAAUUAUCUCAUCAGUUACCUUGGUUGCUAAACGACUUAUUACAAAUCUAUCCUGGGUUGGGAAAGAACAUGCCUUUUUUUGUCUAAUCACAUAGCUCCAGAAGAAGAGAAGUCACUUGAGGUAGAAGAAUUUUCCUCCAGAUCAACUGAUCAAGACGGUCGCCAGAAGGAGGAGGCUGCAAGAAAAGUGGAUGAAAGAAAGACUGUCAUCAAGAGGUGCAGUUAAUUUGCGUGUAGAUGUUUUGUUAUUCCACGUUAGUGGAAACAUAUAUAUAUAUAUAUAUAUAUAAUUAAUAAAUCAUACAUCUAGCCCUAGGGGUGGCUACUAUGCAAUUCCUCCUCACAACAUCACCCCUGAAUCAAACUUUACGUUCAGGAAAAUGAAAAAAAUUAUCACCCUCCAAUGCAGCUCUAGGUUGUCAAAAGACUUCUCCUCGUCAGCACCUUAAGAAAUGUUUUCAGAGUAGUUUGUAGAAAAUACAAACUGCAUGAUGUCAGGGUGUAAAGGGUUAACAUGAUUUGCGAAAAUUUGCGUGCAAUGCACAUUAGCGACAUAACAAUCAUAUUAAGCUGAGCUUAAUAAAAGAAAAACUUUCCCUGAGUAGAAUGAACCAUGAUGGUCACAUGCAAAAUUGAAAAUUUCGGGCUAAAGAAAAGAAAGGCUAUUUUGAAUGUUGUUCAUAAAUUUUAAAUGGAAUGUUAUUGGACAUAGUUUGAUGCUACUCUGGUUUGCAUUUGUAAGGAAUAACAGCAAAACCAGUCGCUGGUUUCCUUUCAUCAAGAGCGUUACUAUUUGUAACUGGUUUUUGCGUUGCUAUUUUACAAGAGCGUUUUUUACAAGAGCGUUUUUUUUACGUUUUACGAGAGCGUCAAGAGCGUUACUAUUUUACAAAUAGUAACGCUCUUGAUGAAAGGAAACCAGCGACUGGUUUUGCUGUUAUUCCUUACAUACAGGGUGUUACGGAACCCAUCAAGAGAAUUUUGAAUAGCCACAAAGUUAAAGUUGCUCAAAAACCUUUUCAGACUUUGGGGCAUAUUUUCGCCAAACCUAAGGAUCCUGUCACGAAAGAACAACGAACCGACGCCAUUUAUUCUAUUCCUUGCAAUGACUGUGACAACGAAUACAUCGGACAGACCAAACGUCAGUUUGGUACACAGUUAAAAGAGCACCAAAAAGCGGUUUUCCUUUGCAUUAGGAAAAUUCAGCUUUAUCGGAGCAUAUAUGCCUAACUAACCAUACAAUUGGGUGGGAUAAUUCUAAAAUUAUCACCACUAAUCGGCGUUACCACUAGCGCCUUUGUUUGGAGGCUUGGCAUAUUAACUCCGCCCACGCUCCUUUAAAUCGUGACGAUGGCGGUUUGCUUCCUGACGCCUAUUUACACCUCGUCAGAAAAAAAUAAAGGCCGCUAAUUAGUGAUCGUAUAAAAGGACCUAUUGUUGCAGCGUUUAGAUCACCCCUGAUGAAGGCACUAGACAGGAGUGUCGAAACGUUGGGUCUAUGAAUUGUAACUUCUUCGGUUACAUUCAUUAAAUCUGCUAACCAGAGUGGCAUUAAGCUAUGUCUGAUUGUCCACCUGGUUGCUGUGUGAACUUUAGUAUAGAAUGUUAUAGAUUCUCUUACUUGAUGAGAUAGCUUAGAUACAAUUUGCACUACAAUUACUCAAAAACCUACAAUUUAUUCCAUAAAAGUAAGUCCACACUUAAUUAGAAGAAUCGUUGCUUCACUGAAUUAGGUACUCUCAAUUUGCGACAUUCGGAAGCGUUGUAUUGGCUAUAGUCCGGUGAUCUAAAGCAUUUUUAAGUUCUUCCCCAAUAUCCGUCCUUCGUUAUUUAUACAACGAUAGACCUAUAGAAAGUGUAGUCUUAGGUUGCUUAUAAUUUAUUCUUUAACUUCAGUAUUUUUAUAGUUUAGCGUUCCUGCAGAGGGCUAAUAACUGUUCAAAAAAAGCCGAUUCUGUCGCAUAUUCACCCGCAAAAAAGGUAUAAAAGACGCCGUUUUGGCCUUGCCCAACGAAGUAGACUGCAUCUUCGUGAUUUGGUUAUUUGAUAGUGACAUCACAUCCGGAAUGUCAACCCUCGAGCAUAAAAUAUCAGAAUGUUACGUUAUGCAUAAGCUUUUCGCCGAUGGAGUAAGAUACAGACAACCAAUUAAUAAAGAUAGCCCAUCACUGAAGUUGAUGAGACCGAGUUUAAAGAGCUGCAAAACCGUCUUGAAAGAGAAACUCACUUUACAUUCAAGAGGAAACAUGAUAAGCGUUUUCACUCAAACAAAAGCUUGAUAAAUGUAAUUUUGUGAUUAUUUCAGAGGUAAAAUUGCAGACGAGUCAGAGACUUGGAAUCUUGAAGAAGCUGGUGCAUCCAUCACAUUUAACCUUGGAGCGAUAACAAAAUCCUUGACCAUAACAUGUUCAUUAUGGACCCCCGCAGCCCUUUCUCCGCCCAUUGGUAGUAAUGAGCUCUUGGUAAGCAAUGUGAUUGAACUGUCUCAUGAUGGCCCACCUGAUCUGGAAUUCAUGGAAAAUGCUUCGGGAAGCAUAAAUGUAGCUUUGUUGCACAGUGCCUCUAACUCCAAAGGGUACGAGGUGGUUAUAAAGCAGUUGGUUGACCCCGAAUACAACGAGUGGGAGGAUUUGGAGACAAAAAACAUUUGGCAUUCGUCAGGUACUGAAAUAAUAAAUUUUACCGAUGAGAUCCAUACACAAGUAUCAUUCCAUAUACUUCUUGCUAAUUUCCCAAUCCCUAGUUAGGAUCAUUUAAGGGAGAUGGGGAGCCGGCCUAGUGGUUAGCGCACGUAAUUCCAGAUCGACAUUUACAGUUUUAUGGUGGUGUGUUCUCGAGCAAAACUUAGAAUGGAUUAGAAUGACAACAUGGAAGUUCUCCCAUACAGACCUCCAGCUUGGUUAAUAGGGACUACUGAGUAAUAAUUGAAACGGAUUAUACCUACAGGAACGUUAUUAACAGUAUCUUUAUGUAUUGGUCGAGAUUCUCUUACACAGACCGCUCUGUGAGAAAGAUUUAAGUAAUAACCAUAACUAAUGAUAUCUAUUACAGCAUUACUAAUAAUGUUAUUAUAUUACAGUACAUCCAACCAUCCCCAAUUGGACGUGCCCUUCCGCUAAAGCUUCGUGCUCGAAAAGGUGGUUUUCCUCGUUUGCAGCAGUCUGGCGCCUCAAGUCUUUUGUCUUUCCUAAGCCUACGUCUAAGACCUCUGAGUUUAUCUGUUCACUGCCAGACUAUCCAAAUGUUAGUGUUGCGAUUCCAUGGAAUUCUUUGCCUGUCGAUACAGACUUUUCUUUAACUCUAAAGGUAUUUGUACCCGAUGUUGCAUUUGUAAGAAAUAAUUAAAAUGAUGAUGAGAGUGAUUAUGGCAUUUAUUGUCAUCAUUAUUCUUAUCAUUUAAACCACUAUUACAAUAUCUAUCACUUGUUUCAUAAGACUUUAAGGUUAAAAACAAAAAAAACAAAUUAUUGCCGAGAGGGUAUUACCUUGAUAUAAAAUCAAAUGCUUUGACCUAAAUUACGGUCAAUAACAGAUUUUUUGAAAACUAUCAUGUUAGUGUGAGUGCAUAGAUUUUAGCUGAAAAAGAAUUUUUAAUAAAAUCUAUUCAACAUCCUCAAUCCAUUUGGGAAACUACUGGUAGCUAACAAAUCUAUUCAACGUCCUCAUUUCAUUUGGGAAACUACUGGUAGCUAACAAGAGUACCUUGUGUUAUCAUAAAUUUUGUGAUAUGAUUGUUUUGGCUCUCUUAAUUUGAGGUGCAAGAAGCGCCAACCAUUGACCACAAUGUGGAAGGAAUGCUUGUUGGUCCGAUUCUUCACAUUUCGUGCUCAAACAAUGUAGAGCUGUCAGUGCCAGCGAAAAUCAGCCUCCCGUUGUCACUCACGGACGGUGAAAUAGAACUAGCGGAGCUGCAUUCAGGUCAGGUGAAGAUACUACAUUUCAACUCGAGAGAGGAAUCACAAGAAUGGACGGAUAUCACAGAUCAUUUGGAUAUGCCUGUAGUCCUUAGAGAUGGAAUACUGACGUUUCAAGUCAAAACUUUCUGCCGGUAAGAUAAAGGUGUAGACCACAUUUUUACUCUAUAAACUGUGUACAUUUUUCAUUAUUUACUUUGUUUAUAUUUCUUGAAGAAAACCAUUAGUUUUAGAAACCAGAAGUCCGCUUUGCAAUUGUUGUGAAUCUCCUAAUUUCGUCAGUUCUUGGGUUUGAAUGUGACAAUGAAUGCAAAAGAGCACUGAAAGGUAACAUAAAUCAAUUUACACAAAGUGGUAAAGAUAACACAAACGAUUUAUAUUGCGAGCUACUAAAAAUUAUAGGCCGUGAGGACCAUUUCCAAAUUAUACGCCUGAUUUUUGAGAUAUUUUUAUUCCACUGGCGAGUGAAUAGGGUAGUUAAAAAAUAAGAAACAUCCAGGAAGUUGGACAAGAAGGAUACUUGACGCCAGUUUUAUUGCAAAGACUGCUCCCCAAAUGAGCUUUUGUUCUGCUGCACAGUAUAAUUCAAAUUCAAACGUUUAAAAUCUGUUGUUUUCACACGCAACGAUUUCCACAAGUGAGUUACUUUACUCACAAGAGUUACCUGUUACCCCCCCCCCCCCCUCUACUCGGCGUUUUUCUCCCCCUCCUCCUCUCUCAAUAUUUGGUGCAUCUCUCGAGCUUCCCCAAGUUAUUCGAGCUGACUUUAAGAUAAAAAGUUCAGAUUGAAAAAAGUUUCUUUCUUGCUAAGUCCAAAAACCGGUCGUGUUGAUUAAUUUUGAGCAAGGUAACUGACUUGGGUGGAUACUUAAAAAGUGUCAUGGUACUUGACGAGAGAUUAUUUCCUCCAGCAAAUUUUUCUUCUCAAGAGGCUAACAUAAUUUCUAAUAAGUGUAGAUGCGCAUCUUAAAACGUGUCUUUUUGGUACACGAAGUGUAGAUUUUCCUGCCGUUUUCUUUUAGGUUUUGGCCCUGGUUGUUGAAGACGUUCGUCAGCACUCCAUGGAAAUAUGCCACGCUCCUAUACGAUGGAAUCAUGAAACGACAUGCUGGGUUUUUAGCUUGCUUAUGCAGUGAUGCAGUACCCGCGAGAUACGUGCUGUAUAUGUUUUGUUUCCCGCAGCAUUUAAGGUCCAAAGUGAAUAGCAAUAUUUCUUCAGAAUAUUGUGUGAAUAUGCAAGGAGAAGGAACCUCGCAGAAACCUCUGUCUAGCGGUGAUGAGACAUGUGUGUCCCUUUCAAGUGGAUUUGAAGUGCAAGGAGCGAGAAAUGUAGAGGACAUCGUCUUAAAGUAAGUGCCAGCCCUUUUACGUUUUAUCGUUCCAUUCUCAUCAUUCGGGUUGAGUAAGCGGCACUGUCCCUUUGUCUCCUAGCUUAAGAAAACAAGUCUGUUACACGAAUGGAUUUAAAUUAUCCAUUCCAACUUCUUACCUUAAGAAAGCUCAAAAUCUUAGAGAAAUUUACACUUCAGUACUCUAAAGUUAACUAAGUUCCUUAAGUAUGUUGUUCCUUCAUUAAGUUCAACCGAGAAAAAGCUAAAAUAACUUUAAGAUUGUUUUUUGCCGCUCACCAAGAUGCAGACUCAAGUGAUUUGCUAAAUCCGCUAUACUUGAAACCUAUGGAAAAAGUUGUUAUUCAUCCAAACUUUUGUUCCUUUUUUAUGCGAGGUUUCUUGGUAGCGAACAUUUUCUGGCGAGUCUGCGUGUUAGUAUUAAGGACCCGAGUGAUCUGCAAGUCGACUUCCUAAAAUUGAUGGGAGACAAGGAGAGAAAAAAUUCCCCAAUAUUAUGUCAAGUGCCCAUCAUUCCACGAUCUCCAGUACAGGUAUUUACGAUACUGCUGUUUAAAUGCAUAGAUCUGUAUUUUCAUUCAUUGAAAAAGAGAGUGUGGAUAAACAAAACUUGCCGGUACUGAUGUCGUAAAACGCCACCCUCAAACGAAGUUCAUUAUUUUGCCAAAAAUAACUGGAAGUCAACCAAAACAAAUGUGUUUAGAGUGAAAUCUUUAACAUUUCAUUAAGGUAUUAGGACCAUUAUAAUGUAAAGGAAAGUCAAAGAUUUUUUACCCGUAGCUCUUUGUCAAGGCUUUCCUCGACAUAACUAUAUUUGGCAGAUUCCAUCUCCCAACUACCUUGCAAAUUCAGAGGCUUUUCCAUACAUAAAUUUAAGCUGUUCCGAAUAUUGAAUGUUGGUCAUGUUAUCCAACUGAACCAUUCGUUUUGGAGACCACAGUCUUUUGGGUGGAAACUUAGGGUGUACCUGGCAGUGAAAAGCAUGUGGCUACACCCACAUAUUUUCCAGAGACACUAACUUGGCAGCAUGAGUUCUUGAUCCAUUGAUAUAAAUGUGUUUACAGUUCCUGUGAACGUUAUUGCUUGCUAAUGUUUCUUAUAGGCUCAAUAUGAAAUAUGACUUGACUGGGAUAAGUUCGGCUGUAUUAAUUUUACCAAAGCAAAUCCAGUUUAAGAAACUAAAGCGGCCACACUAGGACCAGGCCUUCCGGUCCUUUGAUCAAGCUUUUUUUUUUAAACAGUAGUAGUAAUCUGGAAAGAGGGAGGUGUCUUCUGGAAAAAUAGUUCUUUCGGGUUAAAUAAGCUCUGCUAAGUCGAUAAUAGUCUCGCAAAUUCGCCAUCAAAAGGUUUCGAGUAAGAUAACGAGGCCAUUUUAAGGCGGCACGAACCUUAUUUAGGACGAAUCACUAGAAACACAAGACUGAUAAAUGUCUUGUAGUUAAAGAAAUGUUCUGCGAACAGGAAAUAGUACAGGAACAUAUAGGACCUAGCAAAUUUUUGAUCUAGUGUACUACUUUUAUAUUUCAGUUGUUUUGAAGUCACUUUCUAUGUCUCUAUACUUAUUUUUUUAAAAUUUUUCCUAUUAUCUUGUCCUUUCUUUAUUUCCUCAUUUCUUUUCACUCCAUACGCACCCGUAAUAUUGCGAAUUUUCCCCUUUCCCUUUAGCUUUCUGUUCCUAUCACCUUUGAUUUUGAAGAAGGAAGCGGUAAGUUGUUUUUUUUUUGUUGUUGUUGGUUUCGUUGUUGUUCGAAUAAAUACAAUUUACUAGGCCAGUCAUUAUUGUUCUAAAAUAUGCAAACUCAGAAAUGCGGGCUCUGUAGGUUUUGAAAAUGUAUACAGCUAUUUUAAUUUACGUUGUCGGAUCAAAGCCUCAAGCCUACAAGACAAGACCGAAGGGGAAUAUGGGAUCUUAAUGAAUAAUUAUCAGCAAAAUUAACAAUGCCUCGUCCAUACAGCGAAGAUCUCCUAAUUGUAUUUUCAGCCUCCAUGUCUAUCUCGCGCCGACAACCCCGAAAGCCUAAAAUUAAUUCUAAUCUACCCAUACCGCCUUUCGGUCUUGUCCCGUACCCUUGAAGCUUUGAUCCGACAACGUAAAUUGAAAUUGCUGUAUAGCAUUUAGUGACGAAGCAACGUGUUCUUAGUGCAAAGUCAUAAUAACUUGCCUUACUUCAUGUGUUAAUAAAUUGGGGGCAUGCUCCCCUCGCGCUCAAUAAUGAUGGCUUAUUGUCUAUGUUACAUAUCAGUAAACUCGAUGCAGACCUUCACGGUACGUGCGACCUUACUUGUAAGGAAUUUUCUACUGGAAACAAGUAAAACUCAAAACAGCUUGGGAAAGACACAAAGAAGUGUAAUUCUUUAAAAAAAUGAUUCCGUUGGUUAUAUCGUUAAAAAAUGGAGUAACUCUAACAAAUCCUUUGCAACCUGUUAUUGCUUUUCAAAUGAAAUCUUAGAUCAAAUAUGUUUCUUUUUAACAGCACCCUUUGUCAAAUUUGUCAAUGCUCAUUGUUACUCAGAAGGGAAAUCGAUAACACUUUCUACUCCAAGUUGUGAAUACUGGGUCUUACCCGGACGAUCACAGUCCAGGAUCACUACACCAUCGUUUUGAACCAUAUAUUUGCACCGUGAAACUUGCUCUCUAGUUCUCAACCCAACCAUCUCAUUAAACCCAUUAUUCUGCAGGUAUUUCCGCCCAAAGUGUGAGACAUUCAAUUGUAGAGCAACCAAAUUCAGAAUCAUCUUUAUGCAGCCCUGUUGCGGCUUCUGAUAAGAGGAAACGCUGUAGGUAGUACCGAGAUUGAAAAUGUUGGGACGGACUUUCCUUUUUAUUGUAUUUUUAUCAAGUUUGCACAUUUCUGUUAUACGUUUAUCUGCGGUAAAAUUUGUUUAUGAAGAAGGAGUGACAUUAUGUUUAUUAGACAUCCUUUUCACCUUGUUGUGAUGUGAAGAGAAUAUAAAAUCACGAAUUAAAACUGGAUCACCAAACGAACACCCGUGUAUCGUAAACAACUAUCACCUAUUCCGGCAUUAGCGGCUGGAGGCUGGCUAAGAGACGUUGUUAAUGACCUCCAUUUUCAAGAUGCUUGUCGGGCCAUAAACGAAUGAAGAGGUCACAGAUAGAUAAUGAGUUCGGAAAACUUUUUAGGGAUUUAUUUUGAUAGGUUGGGAAAAUGGUUCCCCUGCUGCUGCAAAUGUCUCCUCGUCCAAGCCUGACAAUCUUUAAGGCCAACGAUUCGGUAUUGAAUGAUACCAAAAAGACAAGUCGCCUUUUGCUACAACUGUUCGCUAUUCGCCAAAUCGCUGAAGCACCCCUUUUCUAAUUUUUUCUUCUCCUUCCAUUAUUAUCCUCAGAUUUGGUUAAGGCUUAUGGACCAUCAGCUGACGAGUUAGACAAUCUGUCUGUAAAACUUGGAAAAAAAUGGGAGGAAUUAGGAAGACGCUUAGGAUUCGACGUAGCUGCAAUAGAUAACUUUAACGAAGGCAACGAGGGGCUGGCAAAGAAAGCUUUUAAGAUGUUAAUGGCUUGGAAACAAAAGGAAGGCUCAGAUGCUACAUAUAAAGUUUUGUACGAUGCCUUAUGUAACGAAAUAGUGCAAUGCAAACUUCUUGCAGAAGAGUUUUGUUGUGAUGAGAUUGUAGGAAAUGCCUCUGCCUAGUCUUAUAUUAUAAAGACUGGGUCGCUUCUCUAUUACGUCGUGCGUCUUUGUAAGUACUCCAUGGCCAAAGAGCGUCUGUAUCGAGCAUUCACCCUUAGUAAGCACAUCAUUCAUUUUCCUCGUGCUUGAAAAUAGGGAAAAAUUAUAUGUAAUUGCGCGUGUUUGUUAAUUUUGGUUUAGACUUAAUGAAACGACGGUAAACGACUUCGAAUUAAGAACUAGAUAUCGCCAGUCCAUUGAAGGGCUUACACGCGGGAUCAGCAGUCAGUGAAACAAUGUAAUAGAAUCGUAUUAGCAUCUCUUAUACCUUCUCUCAAUGUCGCCUCUUAUGACUGUUCAACGAUUUUUCUCUAACGUGUUAAACUCCUCUGAUAAGCAUAGAAAAUUUAAAAGAAAAGUUACUCCAACUGGGGCUCGUGUUAAAGUUUUAAUUCUCCUCUUUCAACUGCUCUGGCUGGAAAGACUAAUGCUGUAACUGCAUAUCAAUUUACAUGUCUUUAAAACAACUAUCCUCUAUCCUGGCAACUCUAGCCACUGAGAUUCUAAAUUUGUGUAUAGUCUGUUUCUUGCACUGCGGAAGUUAGAUUUUAACGAAGACAAGCUAGAACUGGAAUAUCUCUGCAUUACAGAAACUGAUCCAAACAUCAAUUAAGUUUUACAUUUAGUUUUAAAGGUGAGUCGAUUUUGUUAUUGACCCAUGAAAGAGAUUCAAAAGUCUUAUACGGUAGCAUCUAUGAAAUUAUGUCCUGGAAACUGGAGUUGUGGCAACAUUACGGUUACCAUGAAACACAACAAUACAUUUUAUUGAUCUGAAAAAGUAUUCAUUUGACCAUCAACUAAGCCUUCAUUGGUUCACUCUGACAAUUUUUAACAUAAGAGGUUUUAAGAAGGCUUGGGUAUUUGUUAAAAUUGGCCAACUUAAUGCAACACCUCAGGUUAUACAUUGAAAGCACCCUUUUUUAAACAUUUUUCAUUAAUGCUGUUACUUACUGGCAAAACAAUAUAAUAUAUUUCAAGCCAACCAUUUUCUUGUGAUAACCAUUACGAAAUAAUUAUGCCGGUACCCUGGCUAAAUAGAAAAAUGUGUAGUUUAUACAAAAUGUCUUAAAUGCCACCUUCAGUAUAGGCGAACGGCAUUGAGAAAGGUGUAUAAGGGAACAGGGUCACUUAUUUCUGUCAUUCAUUUGCUUCUCACACCUGUUGCGGACUAGUUCAUGAGGCUGGGCUGUCAGGGCGAGGGACUGAGGAUUUUAGCAAGCCAGUAGAUUUAAGGGAAAUGUUAAUGAGGAAAGUGACUUUUUUGGAGCCUGG